This is a messenger RNA of Cajanus cajan (pigeon pea), 948 nucleotides long. The record is from RefSeq and is a predicted model, not a curated record. Lineage: Eukaryota; Viridiplantae; Streptophyta; Magnoliopsida; Fabales; Fabaceae.
AUGGACGAUUUGAGACGCCGCACCGACAAAUAUAUGCAGAUGGAGGAGCUUGUGGAAUUCCGCAAUCAGGCUAGGGCGGAGGUAGCAGCCAAAGUCGAGAAGCCGGCCGAAAGCUCUUAUCAAAGCCGCCCUAAGGACCUCGUCCCAAGAGACAAACCUAUUCUCAGACCGAGGUAUUCUCAUUGCACUCCGCUCAAUACCAUUCGAUCGGCUGUAUUGGACCAGGCACUAGCUUCGGAGGUCCUGGCAGUGCCAAAACGAGCCUCAACCCCUCCGCAUGCCAACACAAGCAAGUCCUGUAAAUAUCAUCGCAACCGGGGUCACUCGACUAAAGAAUGCGCAGCUCUAAAAGAUAAGAUUGAGGACUUAAUCAAACAAGGGCAGCUUCAACGUUUCUUCGAUCGACCUCGCUCUCCCCAACACGAUGAUCGUCGGCAUCGUAGAGAACAACCUGACCGAGACAGAUCCGACAGGCGUCCUUACAGGGAGCAAAGCCGGUCGAGGGGCCGAAAGGAAGACGAGUCGGCCACCCAACCCCGAAGAAUCAUCAACACCAUUGCCGAUGGAUUCUCAGGCGACGGUUCCACCUCUUCAGCCCAGAAAAGACACCUGCGAGCCGUCCGAGCUGUACACUCGGUUGAACGCACUCAGGGAAGGUUGCCCGCCAUCACAUUCAGCGAGGCUGAUUUUAAAGGUAUCGAUCCUGAUCAAGACGACCCCAUGGUCAUUAGCGUCGAGAUCCACAACUGCAUUGUCUGGAAGACGUUGGUCGAUCAGGGAAGCUCGGCCGAUAUCCUUUACUGGAAUACCUUUAAACAACUCGGCAUACCAGAGGCCGAGUUGAUCCCUUACAAUGAGCCCUUGGUUGGAUUCUCUGGUGAACGUGUCCAAACCAAAGGGUACAUCAAGUUAUCCACUCGCUUCUGCUUCAACGGAGCCGAAGCCUGA